AUCGGCUCCAGACUAUAUAAAGGAUGUAAAAAGUGAGCUAUCGAUCAGAGGAAAAAGAACUUCUUUCUUCUACCCCAAUUCUUGAGAACCUUUUUUCUAUCACCAUGGGCACAAUGUCUAUUCGUAAAGUACUCAAAUUGAAAUCAACAAAAAAGCCCGAACAGCAGCGACAGCAACAACAACAACAGCAAUAUAAAACACAUUCUUCAUCUGGCUCGUUAGCCUCCAUUUCUACUGUCUCUACUUCUUCUGUGCCCCAGACUCCCACGUCGAAUGGACCUUUGCCGGAAAAACGAGGCGUCUUUCGAACGUUGGAACCCGUUUGGUAUUACAAUCUGUCCCAAAAUCCCGAUAGUUCGUCAGCCCAUUGGACUCCUUUCGAUGAUGCCAGUCAAUAUACAUUAGAAAGUUCUUACGGUCGCGUCUUGCACAAGCAACUUCGCGAAUCUUCAUUGGGUCCUUGCACUGUACACUUUGAAACACGUCCAGCUACCUCGGCGACUCAUGCAUUAUCUUACAAAGACCGGACGACGAGCUCCAAUGAACGACCUUCCCAUCAUCGAUUUUCGACCAUGUCGGCCGCGCCUAGGCCUCCACCGAAAGAUCACAACCAUGUCAUUUUGGAAAUGAAUAAAAAUGUACAACGAGCGGUGACUCCUGUGUGGUGGUAUGAGCAAGACUGGGAAGAUGGAUCCAAAGGCAUGAGCCGGUUUGACAACAGAAAUCAAGUGCGAUUGGAAGCAUUAUCGGACGACCGGUCAAAAUUGGUGCUGACAGACGAAGCAUUCUUACAGCCUUUUACUGUUAUACUUGAUACCCAGAAAUCGAAGGAUCAAAAAGAAGAACUUCUCGGUUUCAUUUAUCUGGAUCCGGUUACACCUAUGAUGAAUCCUUAUCCUGUGACGAAUCUGCCUUUAUCCAUGGAUUUCGGUCGCAAAUACGAACCGUACCCUGAACCUUACGUCAAUGCAGCCGACGAUGAAUUGUGGUCUCCUUUGUCGCGUCGCAGUUCUAUCUAAAAUUGACUUUCACUGAAACCUAGACCACAAGUUACCCCUGGACACUGAAAAUGCUACUUACUAUCCUUUUUGCUUUUUUUUUUCUCAUGACCGUAUGCCAUAAUUUAUUCAUCUCAUAACUCCAUUUCGUCCGUAUGAUUGAAAUAUUUUUCCUUUAUCUCUUGUAAAUAACAUCCAAUAAUUUUUUCAUCCUGUGU
This is a messenger RNA of Radiomyces spectabilis, 1216 nucleotides long. RefSeq lists its product as uncharacterized. The record is from RefSeq and is a predicted model, not a curated record. Lineage: Eukaryota; Fungi; Mucoromycota; Mucoromycetes; Mucorales; Radiomycetaceae. The transcript has a single exon. Bases 105 to 1019 code for a protein of 304 amino acids.